ACUGUUGGACAAAGGCUUGUUGACACAUGGGAUGAUUUGACAUGUGGCUGCUGGAAUCUCACACUGGACAAGAUGCGAGUUAAAGACAUGUUUUAUGAGGAACCAGAUGUUCGUUAUAAACGCAGAAGCAACAGGGAUAUAAUCAAUCUGUGUUAUCUAUCGAGAGAGGCUGCAGAGGAGUGACGCAGUUCUGUGAUGACACUGCGGUCAAACGAUCAAACUCAAACGAUCACAACCAGUUUCCCGUGUUUCCUGCAGGAGGAGCACACGCUGUAGUAACGUGAGGGAGGUGUUGUGAUUAUUAUGAAUCCUGCUCGGAGGUGGGAGGGGUCCUCCUGCCUCACACAGCCCAGGGUGGAGGCUCUCAGGGCGGGCGUCUCCUCAGCAGCAGCAUCAGCAGCAGAGGCGGUGGAGGUGGGUGGUGAGGUAGCAAAGCUUUAUUUAAAACAACAACAGUAGAGCAACGCUAGCUUCCUCUUCAUUAGCAUUAGCAAUUAGCCUCAGCUCCCGCCUCCUCCUCCUCCUCCUGCCGUGGUGUGGUUUUAUUUUUAUGUUUCCCAGCGUCACAUCCCCCCUGGCCGGAGGAGGAAUGUAGAGACAGGGAGCUUUAAAAAUAGCCUCCUCUCCGGUGACAGCGCUGCUCCGGGUGCUCCAGCAGCACUGUGCCGCGACGAGCAGGAAUGCGAAGAUGGCUGCAGACCUGGGAGAGCUGCUGGUCCCCUACAUGCCCACCAUCAGGGUGCCCAAGACCGGAGACAGGGUGUUCAAGAGCGAGUGCGCCUUCUCCUUCGACUCCCCGGAGUCUGAGGGAGGCCUGUAUGUGUGUAUGAACACAUUCCUGGGCUUCGGACGAGAACAUGUGGAGAGACAUUAUCGCAAAACAGGACAGAGCGUUUACAUGCACCUCAAGCGACAUGUUAAAGAGAAAGCCACAGGAGCUGCAAGUGGUGCUAUCCCCAGACGGAGAAAUGGAAAAGUCUUUCUAGAUUUAGAGCUAAACCGUGAUUUUAACGGAGAGGACUAUGAAUACGAAGAUGAGGCCAAGCUCGUCAUUUUUCCAGACCACUUCGAGAUCCCCUUACCAAAUAUUGAGGAGUUGCCCGCUCUGGUGACCAUCGCCUGUGAUGCAGUGCUCAAUGCACCAUCACCCUACAAGAAAGCAGAACCCGAGUCCUGGGACGAGGAGAUCCAGGUGUCCAGACACGCCAGGAGCCUCAGACAGCUGGAUAACGAUGUCAGGAUCCCACCCAGUGGCUGGAAGUGUCAGAAGUGCGAGAUGAGAGAAAACCUGUGGCUGAACCUGACAGAUGGUACCCUGCUCUGUGGGAAGUGGUUCUUUGAUGGGAGUGGAGGAAACGGCCACGCUCUGGACAACUACAGAGCGACCAACUACCCACUGGCUGUCAAACUGGACACCAUCACCCCGGACGGAGCAGAUGUCUAUUCGUUCGAAGAGGAAGAAGCCGUGUUGGACCCUAACAUAUCAGACCACUUGGCACACUUUGGAAUAGACAUGCUACAGAUGCUGCAGAAAAGAACAGAGAACGGGCACCACACAGAUAAUAAUGCGCGUCCGCGAGUCAGUGAAUGGGAGGUGAUCCAGGAGUCCGGCAUGAAACUGAAGGCGGUGUUCGGUUCUGGUUACACAGGGAUAAAGAACAUGGGCAACAGCUGCUACCUUGGCACAGUAAUGCAGGUUCUCUUCAGCAUCCCAGACUUCCAGAGGAUGUAUGUGGGAAAUCUUCAGAGGAUAUAUGACUAUUCCCCCCUCGACCCCUCCCAGGACUUUGCCACACAGAUGGCUAAACUGGGACAGGGACUGAUCUCAGGCCAGCACUCCAAACCACCCAUGAAAUCUGAGCUCAUUGAACAGGUGAUGAAAGAAGAAAACAAGGUAUUAAACUGGCACCAGCAGAAAGGCAUCUCGGCGAGGAUGCUGAAGGCCCUGGUCGGCCGGGGACACCCAGAGUUCUCCUCAAACAGACAACAAGAUGCCCACGAGUUUCUCAUGCACAUCAUCAAUCUGGUGGAGAGGAACAGUGCAGGCUCAGAGAAUCCAAGUGACGUCUUCCGCUUCCUGGUGGAGGAACGAAUUCAGUGCUGCCAGUCGCGCCGGGUGAGAUACGCUGAGCGGGUGGACUAUUGCAUCCAGCUGCCAACCCCCAUCGAGGCUGCCACCAAUCGAGAGGAGCUGCUGGCAUACGAGGCCAAGAGGAAGGACGCUGAGGAGAACAUGAAGGCUCCUCCUGAGCCAGUGAGGGCACGGAUCCCCUUCACCGCCUGCCUGCAGGCCUUCACCGAGCCAGACAACGUCCCGGACUUCUGGAGCUCGGCGCUACAGGCCAAGUCAGCUGGAGUCAAAACUUCCCGCUUUGCCUCCUUCCCAGAGUAUCUGAUUGUGCAGGUCAAGAAAUUCACAUUUGGGGUUGACUGGGUGCCGAAGAAACUAGACUUGGCCAUCGAUGUUCCAGACUUCCUGGACCUGAACCGGUUGCGGGCCACAGGGCUGCAGGCGGGUGAGGAGGAGCUGCCUGACCUCAUGCCCCCCAUUGUUCUCCCUGAAGACACCAGAGAUAACUCAAUGGGCUCUGCAGACUCUCCAGAAAUAGACGAGGUGGCAGUGAUGCAGCUGGCAGAGAUGGGGUUCCCGCUGGAGGCCUGCAGGAAGGCGGUGUACUACACCGGCAACAUGGGUCCUGAGAUGGCUUUCAACUGGAUCAUAGCCCACAUGGAGGAGCCAGACUUUGCCGAGCCUCUCGCUCUGCCCUCCAUGAUGGAUCCUGGUCCCUCCACCAGUGACAGCCCCAUGGGUGACGCCACUCCUCUGGCCAACUCGCCCCCCGAGGAGAGCAUCGCCAUCCUCACCUCUAUGGGCUUCCCCCGCAGUCACAGCAUCCAGGCACUCAAAGCCACGAACAAUAACCUGGAACGAGCACUCGACUGGAUCUUCAUCCAUCCGGAGGAGGAGGAGAGUGACGUCCUCUCAGACAUGGCCGACACAGAGCCCAACGACAACGCUUUCUCCAACGCCAACUCGCACAGCGACUCCACGCUGUCACCGGACAGAGAAACAUCGGGCCCGCGGGUCAAAGACGGACCAGGCCGUUAUGAGCUCUUUGCCUUCAUCAGCCACAUGGGAGCAUCCACAAUGUCUGGACAUUAUGUUUGUCACAUCAAAAAGGAGGGAAGGUGGCUGAUCUACAACGACCACAAAGUGUGUUUGUCAGAAAGGCCUCCUAAAGACUUGGGCUACAUCUACUUUUACCAUCGACUGUCGAGCAGUUAAAGUGAAGUUCCCGCCCUCCUCCACCCAGCAACCUUUAAAGAACGACAGUCUUUCACUCAGAAGACUGGCAGACAACUGUGUGAACAGCCGCAGUGGAAACGAUGGAAAUAACCUCUCAGACCAGCUGCUCGCCUUACUGUGAUGUCAUUCAGGAGCAACCAGGAAACCCUGGUCAGAAAGGGAAAGCAAUGUGCUUCAUGUGCAUUUGUGUUACGUUACGCUUUAAAUGUAUAUUUCAGUGUUUAUGUUUCAAAAGUAAAAGAGACGUUUUCUCGACAGUACAGAGGAAUGUGUGCGAUAUCUCCACUUCUGGACUGUUCUGGACACACACUAAUACCACAUAUCAAAUCCCAUUGUUCCUCCUGCUCUAUGCCUUCAGCUACUGUGCCAAUAUUUUCAAAGUGGUACAUUUUAUAAAUGUAUUUUGAAAUGGCAGUGCUUCACUGCCAGCCCUGAAAUGCUCUGAAAUUGUGACAAAAAAACAAACAACCAAGAAAUUGUUGUGCCAUUGGUGGCUUUGCAAUUUCCUUUGAAAGAGAAAAGAAUGCUUUUUUCACUUUUGACCGGAACAAGUUUCGUAUUUUGCACCUGAUGCAGUAGAAGUAGAUGUUUUAUUCACCAGGCACGAGCACAUUGAAUGUGAUAUCAAAUUCUACUUCGGUUCUGCUGAACCUGUUAAACCUUGAAGUGGCUGGAAGUGCAUAUUUCAGGUGGCUGUCAAAUCCUCCAUACUCAUGUACUUUAGAUAGAGGUGGUAAAGAAGUCCACACUCAAUUUGCAUUUUAGGCUGAAAAAGAACUUGGACUCUCAGCAGCAGCUGGUCCACUGUGGUUCUUUUAUCACUCGGACAGAUUCAGACUGUGGCCCGACAGUUAAAAUUCACCAUCUGUUAAACCUGUGGCCUCUUUAAUUUUUUUUUUUACAGGUCAUUUAAGUUCAUUUAUUUUUUCACAUCCAAAAGCAAUAUGCACGACAACCAAAUCCUCCCUGGCACCUGCUGUACGGGUGACUCAUUUCUCCGGUGCAGUGCUGAAUGUAUCAUGGUGCUCACUUCAAACGAAACCUCUUCAUCUCUUAAUAUGACAGUAGAACCUGUCACCAUAACCUCAUGCUGGGUCAGCCAGGUUUAGAACCUCUGACUGUCAACAUCAUCUCAGUGUCUGUUCUCAUAUCCUCAUCUUUCACUGGGAUGCUGCAAUGAACUGGACCCGAAUCAAGUUUAGUUUCUGUCGUCUAAAAAAAAACGAACUGGUGUUUUGGCAGUUAAUUCCAGUGCGACAACCCUGACGUGUGGGGAAAGUGUGUGUCUCUCAGCUGUGCAAUUCGCGCGCUUGUUUUAAAGGAGAAGUUCUGCUGAAAAGUGACUUUGCUCUGCUUUGUUAAAAUGUCAUAUUCGAGCAUUACAGGGAAGGACUGUCCUCCGACCUAGAAGGUAGAUGUUCUUGAGCGUUGAAAGAAACAAAAAAAUGGAGACUUGAAAAACUGUGGAAGUCUGGAAUGUGUUUGUCCUUUAAAACCCUCUCAUGUAGAGACUUUUAAAAACGACAUAUAGGAUCUUCAAUAGAAAGAAAGAAACUUUAUUGAAGCACUAAGAUAAAUAUCACACAUCCCAGAGUACAACAAUAUAUCUGCACUUCUUCCCUUUAACAACACUGUGUCUAGACUUCCCUCGGCACAGAUUCUAUUUUAUUAUAUCCCGACCUCUCAUCUCCAUCAGAUACGACCUGAUAAAGUGCUGCGGUCUUCAUUGUCCAUGCAGCAGGGACAUUUAAAAGGUCUUUCUAUGCAAGUCUUGUGUUUCUGCCAUUGAUAAAAGUUGUGUCUUGCUAAAUGAUGUUUCGUCUUGAAUGUCUUCAGAUAUCCUGUGCAAUUCAAUCUGUCCCCCCCCCCCCGUCCUGAUUACAUCAUUAUGUCAUUUUCUGUUGUUUUGUUCCAGCUUUCCCUCCAGCUCGGUCUCUUCCAUUCUUCUUCUUCUUCUUCUUCUUCUUCUUCUUUACGUGGUUAAAAGAGGCUUUUUCACUGUCAACAUGUGCACUAGACGUUGACAUUUAGUCAUUUGGAUUGUACCUUUGGACUCUUGGGAGUUUUGUUCUCUUUUCUCAUUUAACUAAAUGAAAAAAAAAAGGUUCUUCACCUGUUUUUACCCUGUUGCCUUUUUUGCAAACAAGUUUGUGCCGGUUGUGUAGUCCCCAUUAGAUAGUUUUCCUGAAGGGAUUAUUUUACGUUGACUUUUGUAAUGUAUGAGUUUAUCCAAAAAUGGCUUUGAUGUAUGUGAAUAGAGUCAUGACAGUACAGUGCCACUGUUUACUUACAAUGUUUGGAUAAUUUAAUAAACUACACCUUUGUCGAGA
Molecule: messenger RNA, 5637 nt
Organism: Pleuronectes platessa (European plaice)
Lineage: Eukaryota; Metazoa; Chordata; Actinopteri; Pleuronectiformes; Pleuronectidae
Gene: usp13
Product: ubiquitin specific peptidase 13
Exons: 21
Coding region: 689-3286 (865 amino acids)
Biological process (GO): protein deubiquitination
Molecular function (GO): zinc ion binding; protein binding; cysteine-type deubiquitinase activity
Source: RefSeq, a predicted model, not a curated record